AUGGGAAAGAAAAACAGUACACUCAGGCCAGAAGCAUUAGAGGACUUGCGAAAUUGCACCGAAUAUUCAGACUCCGAGAUUAUGACCUGGUGCAAGAUAUUCUUCAAAGACUGUCCAACGGGGCGACUCACCCUUCGGGAGUUCAAGGACAUCUACCACAACGUUUUCCCUAACGGCAACGCGUCCAAGUUUGCAGAACACGUCUUCCGAACCUUCGAUACCAACAAAGACAAUACCAUCGACUUCCGCGAGUUCCUGUGCGGACUGCAUGUAACUACAAGAGGCACACCAGAGGAGAAGCUUCAGUGGGCCUUCCGCAUGUACGACAUGGACGGAGACGGCUUCAUCCAGUACCACGAAAUGGUGGACAUGCUCACCGCCAUCUUCAAGAUGGUCAGACCAGUUAUAAAAAGGUCCCCCACCGAUGACUUGGAAAUCGGGAAACUGGCGGACAAAAUCUUUCGUCAGGGAGACACGAACAGGGACGGCAAGCUCUCUUGGGAAGAGUUCAAUCGGUUUGCCAAGGAUAACCCUAUGAUUGUCAGCGUGCUGCUGGGAGAUAGCAAGUUUUCUCUCGACUGA
Messenger RNA from Ixodes scapularis (black-legged tick), 582 nucleotides. Its product is annotated as hippocalcin-like protein 1. Gene Ontology annotation, molecular function: calcium ion binding. Lineage: Eukaryota; Metazoa; Arthropoda; Arachnida; Ixodida; Ixodidae. The record is from RefSeq and is a predicted model, not a curated record. Bases 1 to 582 code for a protein of 193 amino acids. The transcript has a single exon.